Messenger RNA from Magnusiomyces paraingens, 747 nucleotides. RefSeq lists its product as uncharacterized. The transcript has a single exon. Gene Ontology annotation, molecular function: intramolecular phosphotransferase activity. The record is from RefSeq and is a predicted model, not a curated record. NCBI's taxonomy places the organism in Eukaryota, Fungi, Ascomycota, Dipodascomycetes, Dipodascales, Dipodascaceae. Gene Ontology annotation, biological process: glycolytic process. The coding region runs from base 1 to 747 and encodes 248 amino acids.
AUGCCCCACACACUUAUCCUUGUUCGUCACGGCCAGUCUGACUGGAACGAGAAGAACCUCUUCACCGGUUGGGUUGAUGUUCGCCUUACCGAGCUCGGCAAGAAGGAGGCUGCCAGAGCUGGUGACCUUCUUGUCGAGUCCAAGAUUGUCCCCGACAUUGUCUACACCUCUCUUCUUUCCCGUGCCAUUCAGACCUCCAACAUUGCUCUUGACAAAGCCGAUCUUCUCUACCUUCCUGUCAAGCGCAACUGGAGACUUAACGAGCGUCACUACGGUGCUCUCCAGGGCAAGAACAAGGCCGAGACCCUUGAGACUUACGGCAACGAGAAGUUCAUGACCUGGAGACGUUCUUUCGACGUUCCCCCUCCUCCUAUUGCUGACGAUGACAAGUACUCUCAGUUCCACGAUCCCAGAUACAAGGACCUUGCCAAGGACGAGAUCCCCAAGACCGAAUCUCUUAAGAUUGUCAUUGACAGACUUCUUCCUUACUGGAAGUCUGAUAUCUCCAAGGACAUUCUUGAUGGCAAGACUGUCAUUGUCUUUGCUCACGGUAACUCUAUCAGAGCUCUUGUCAAGCACCUUGACGGUAUCUCUGACACCGACAUUGCUGGUCUUAACAUUCCUACCGGUAUUCCCCUCGUUUACGAGCUUGAUGAUGACCUUAAGCCCGUCAAGCCUUCUUACUACCUUGACCCUGAGGCUGCUGCUGCUGGCGCUGCUGCUGUUGCCAACCAGGGCAAGAAAUAA